UCCCUAUAAAUACUCACUUACAUAUUUCUGUGACCUUGUGGUCUUCAGUUAGAGGGUCUGGAGGGAGAGAAGCUCUCUAUCUUCUGCCUUACUUUACUACUUCUCAUUGCUCUCGCUCAAGUUGACCUGAUCUUUGACCCUUCUUUUCAAUUACUUAUAAACCCUUUUUGGCUCUCACAUUUUGUAAAAAGGAGCUUUCCAUCUCUUGCUUCAGUUUUUCAGUUUUCUGGUCUUCCAAUUCUCUUGCUAAUUCUCACAUACUCGGCCCCGCUUAUGAUGAGGAUUUCCAUGGUGAAGUGCAAGCCGACGGCCCUGCCCUUGUGGAGGUCGAAUAUAGGCUUUUAUAACCCUCCGCGUCAGAAGGAGAAGCUCGUGGUGAUAUUAGGUGUGACCGGGGCAAGCAAAUCCAGGCUCUCUAUUGACAUUGCGUCCCAUUUCCCCGCUGAGAUCGUGAACUCCGACAAAAUCCAAGUGCACAAGGGGCUCGACAUAGUCACCAACAAGAUCACGGAAGAGGAGCAAUGCGGCAUCCCCCACCAUCUCCUCGGGACGAUCCCUCCCGAUGCAGACUUCACGGCGUCAGAAUUUAGCAACUCAGCACUGCUUGUCAUCGAGUCAAUCAGGGCCCGUGGCAACACUCCAGUCAUCGUUGGCGGCUCGAAUUCCUACAUUGAGACCUUGAUCGCUAGCCAUGAUUACCGGUUUCAAUCUAAGUACGAAUGUUGCUUUCUAUGGGUCGAUGCCGCGAUGCCCAUCUUGCACUCCUUCUUGUCUAAGCGGGUCGAUAAGAUGGUAGAGAGGGGAAUGGUCGAAGAGGCGAGGAACGCCUUUGAUCCAAACGGGCAAUACUCAAGGGGAAUCCGGCGCGCAAUCGGGCUUCCUGAACUGGACUUGUUGUUCCGUACCGAGAAGUUCUUGGAUCGACAAGCCCACGCGCGGUUGCUCAAAGAAGCGAUGGAGGAGAUCAAGACCAACACGUGCAAAUUGGCAAGCCGCCAGUUGGAGAAGAUCCACCGGCUCCGCAACCUGAAGGGUUGGAACUUGCACAGGAUGGACGCGACGGAAGUGUUCUGCAAGCAUGGGAAGGCCGACGCUGAUGAGGCGUGGGAAGAGCUCGUGGCGGGACCAAGCACAAUAAUCGUGGCCGAGUUUCUUUACAACGUCACGGCGAAUAUGGCCACUUCCGGGGGGCUCCACGAGGGCCUUAUAAAGUGCAGAGCCAACCAUGGAAGCUGCCAAUUGCAGCAGCAAAUUAUGUCUAAAUUUUUGCAGAAACAAUCGAGGAGAGUGAGGGGCACUGCUUUUGAUUCUUUUUUUGAGGCAAAUCAACACAUAUAUAACAGAUGUAAACUAAGAAAAAGAGAUACUCACAAUUACAAAGUUCACAAGAAACUUGUGUUCUUAUCUGAGAGCGAUAUUUGA
Eucalyptus grandis is the source of this 1422-nucleotide messenger RNA. RefSeq names its product adenylate isopentenyltransferase 3, chloroplastic. The record is from RefSeq and is a predicted model, not a curated record. The coding region runs from base 274 to 1422 and encodes 382 amino acids. Gene Ontology annotation, molecular function: tRNA dimethylallyltransferase activity. NCBI's taxonomy places the organism in Eukaryota, Viridiplantae, Streptophyta, Magnoliopsida, Myrtales, Myrtaceae. The transcript has a single exon. Gene Ontology annotation, biological process: cytokinin biosynthetic process; tRNA modification. Gene Ontology annotation, cellular component: mitochondrion.